Molecule: messenger RNA, 1400 nt
Organism: Bactrocera dorsalis (oriental fruit fly)
Lineage: Eukaryota; Metazoa; Arthropoda; Insecta; Diptera; Tephritidae
Gene: PpV
Product: serine/threonine-protein phosphatase 6 catalytic subunit
Exons: 4
Coding region: 155-1066 (303 amino acids)
Biological process (GO): peptidyl-serine dephosphorylation; G1/S transition of mitotic cell cycle
Cellular component (GO): cytoplasm
Molecular function (GO): protein serine/threonine phosphatase activity
Source: RefSeq, a predicted model, not a curated record
CAGUUUGACAUUUUCAACUGUCAUCAGCACCUCUUUGCAAAAACAAUAAUUAUAGCCUGUGUUAGCAAAAAUCCACCCAAAGUUUAUUAUAGAUUUUAUCGCGAAAUUUUCUAACAAUUAGUCUUAUUAUUUUGUAAAAACUAAAGUAAUCACAAUGUCAGAUCUCGAUAAGUGGAUUGAGACAGUUAAGGAAUGUAAAUAUUUGCCAGAGAAUGACUUGAAAAAACUUUGUGAUAUCGUGUGUGAAAUUUUACUUGAGGAAUCCAACAUACAACCAGUUAGCACGCCCGUCACAGUAUGUGGAGAUAUACAUGGACAGUUUUACGAUUUGGAAGAACUCUUCCGCACAGGUGGCCAAAUACCUGAUACCAACUAUAUUUUCAUGGGUGAUUUUGUAGACCGUGGCUAUUACAGCCUCGAAACUUUGACACGUCUGCUUACACUGAAGGCACGUUAUCCUGACCGUAUCACACUACUGCGUGGAAAUCAUGAAUCGCGACAAAUUACCAAAGUGUAUGGCUUUUUCGAUGAAUGUUUCACCAAGUAUGGAAAUGCUAAUGCAUGGAAAUACUGUUGCAAAGUUUUUGACCUGCUGACAAUUGCUGCUAUUAUUGAUGAGGAGGUGCUAUGCGUGCAUGGUGGUCUCAGUCCAGAAAUUAUCACACUUGACCAAAUACGUACUAUAGACCGCAAUGGUGAAAUUCCUUAUAAGGGUGCAUUUUGUGAUCUCGUGUGGUCAGAUCCAGAAGAUAUGGACCUGUGGGGCCAGAGUCCGCGGGGUGCUGGUUGGUUAUUCGGUCAGCUUGUGACAAAGGACUUUAUGAAUAUUAACAAUUUAGAAUUGAUUUGUCGUGCACAUCAACUGGUUAAUGAAGGUAUUAAAUACAUGUUCGAUAGUAAGCUUGUAACAGUGUGGUCAGCGCCCAACUAUUGCUAUCGUUGUGGCAAUGUAGCUGCGAUUUUGACGUUUAAAACUGCGAAAGAUCGUACAACCAGUAUUUUUAAUGCGGUGCCAGAAACGGAUCGAGUCAUACCACAACAGAAUACAACACCAUAUUUUCUGUAAAGAAACAUAUCUAAUUGUCCACCCGCCCACUUGUGAUUGCUCAUCGUGGAGUGUUCUUUGCCUUUAACGUUUACGCUGUGUUCUUCUUUACUCCACGUUUUUGAUAUACUCGAUUUACCCUAGAUUCGAUAUAUAAGAAUCUAAAAACAAAAUCUGUUAAACGUACAUAUAAUAACAAUAGCCAAAAUAAUAUAAAUUGUUCCGGUAUUGGUAUCAACUGCUGCAACUAGCUUGCAAAAUAUUACAACUUGUUUGAAUGCAUGUCAUCAUUUUUUAUUACUACGUAAAAAAUACUUUGGUUUUAUACAUAAAAAAGUUGUAUGAAAUUUGAGAA